Molecule: messenger RNA, 1989 nt
Organism: Episyrphus balteatus (marmalade hoverfly)
Lineage: Eukaryota; Metazoa; Arthropoda; Insecta; Diptera; Syrphidae
Product: sestrin homolog
Exons: 8
Coding region: 508-1812 (434 amino acids)
Biological process (GO): cellular response to L-leucine; regulation of response to reactive oxygen species; cellular response to leucine starvation
Cellular component (GO): nucleus
Molecular function (GO): oxidoreductase activity, acting on peroxide as acceptor; L-leucine binding
Source: RefSeq, a predicted model, not a curated record
ACCGCUUUGAUCAUAUUUUUGUUUAUAAUACAUUAAUAUAACCUAUCUCUCUGUUCGUGAAACGAUCGGGACAGUGUUUGAAAAAAUAUAUAUUUUUCAUUACUCAUUUGUUAUCUUCUUAUGUUGAUGUGCCUUGAGAUAAAAUAUUUAAAUUUUUUUACCUUAUUUUGCGUUGAUUCUAUAAGAAAGUUGUUAUUGUUAUCAAAAUUAUCUUAAACAAUUCUCAUUAUUUUCGCGCUAAAAAAAGUGUCACUUAAAUAGAAAUAAUUAACAUAUCUAUUUAAUUGAAAUUAUAUAAUUUAAAUAAAUAAAACUUAAAACCUAUAUAUUUUAAGUAUAAUAACAUUUAUAAAACAAAACCUGUGUGAUGACUGAUGAGUGUUAUUAUUGCUAACAUUAACUUUUAAUAUUUAAUCAUUUGUCAAAUGUUAAAUUGGAUUUGUUGUAGCCUACCUAUAAUACCUACUGUUCUUGUGAUCUUGUGGGUGUGCCAUAAACCAAUAUAACAUGGAAGAGCUUAAAUUAGAUCAUGUUUCCCUAGUGAUUGGAUAUCAUCCCCGCUAUUUAGAACACUUCUUACGAACACAAGAUUUUAUAAUGCGUGGUGAUGGACCUCUUCCAUACGAUUACAGAUACUAUUUAGCAAUAAUUGCUGCUGCUCGUCAUCAAUGUCCAUAUUUAGUUAAAAUGUAUGAAAAAGAGUUUCUCGAUCAGGGUGGAGACGUAAGGUGGUUGAGUGGCCUGGACUUCAUACCACCUAAACUACGUGCCAUAUAUGAUAUGAACAAAUUAUUAGCUCAUAGACCUUGGCUGUUACGCCAAGAACAUAUUGAAUGUCUAACUAAGGGAAAAAGUAGUUGGUCUGUGUCGGAGGUAGUUCAUGCUAUGGUUUUACUCUCCCAUUUCCAUUCAUUAUCUUCAUUUGUGUUCUCAUGUGGUCUCACACAACAAUUAGAUAGUCUUUCUAGUCCAAAGUCAACAUCCCCAACGCAAAAGACUGUCCUAAGUAAUUUACCCAUAGACAAUAAUAACGUCAUGGAUUUAAAAUUGACAUCGAACAACAAUCUAGAUAAAAAUGUAUCAACUGUUGAUGGAAAAAAUGGACUUAGUUCAAAUGCUGGCGUACAAAAUAAAUCAGGAGUUAGUGUGGAAGCUUUGAUGGAACGCAUGAAAGUUCUAUCUGAAAAACCAGAUGAAUGCAGCGAAGCUGAAUUAAGUAAUCGAUUUAAAAGUGUAGAGCUUCAAACAGCAGAACUCCCAUCUGCACCUGCAGAGAAAUCAAUUGAGGUUCCCCCAAUAAUUAACCACUAUAUUGAUGACCCCAGUUUUACAUAUCAAGAUUUUGCACGUCGUGGUGGUGAAAAUAUACCCAAUACCUUUAGAAUUCAGGAUUAUUCCUGGGAUGAUCACGGUUAUUCACUAGUGAAUGGGUUGUAUGAUGAUGUAGGUUAUUUAUUGGAUAAUAAAUUUCGUGUUGCAUAUAAUCUUACCUACUUUACGAUGGGCGGAAACAAAAAUGUCGACACAUCAAAAUUUAGACGUGCAAUUUGGAACUACAUCCAGUGUAUAUAUGGUAUAAGACAUGACGAUUAUGAUUAUGGUGAAGUAAAUCAACUUCUUGACCGUCCUCUGAAAAUGUUUAUUAAAACCGCUUGCUGUUUUCCUGAAAGAAUUACAAAGAAAGACUACGAUAACAUACUCAUGGAACUCUUAGACAGUGAAAAGGUUCACGUUAACUUAAUGAUUAUGGAAGCAAGAAAUCAAGCUGAACUGCUGUAUGCAUUACGCGAAAUAAUGCGCUACAUGACAUGAUCUCAUCUAUUUAAUAAGCCGUGUUUGUAAUUGCAUUGCUAAUUAAUUAAUUAAGUGACCUCGAAAUGCAAAUCGGUAUUCCUUUUUGCAGAGACUUAGUGUGGUUCUAAUGCAUAAUAUUAUGUUUCGCAUUAAUUCAUCGCGGUAAAAUUUAAAAAAAAAAAAAAAAAAGAAGAA